AUGAGAUGCACCAUCAAGCCUGCAGAAGCCUUACCUACAGGAUCCAAUGCAGGAUGGAAGACCUGGAGGUGCUUAAAUCACCUCCACUCUGGAGUGGCUCGCACCAAAAGAAGUGGGGAUUUUCCUCAACCGACAAACACCCUGUGUAAAGAAGCCCUGAUCCGUUUUCUGCCGGAUCUAAGUGGGAAGCUUGCCCGCAGGCGUCAACUGGGAACCUCGUGCCUCAAGGAACAAGAAAUAGCCGGCCUGUACCACAUGACCCAGAAAGACAUCGAUAUCCUAGAGGAAUUGAACCAAAAGUACACCCAAAAGUUUGGCUUUCCUUUCGUCCUCUGCGCGCGGGAGAACAGGGUGACGACGAUUCUCGAAAAGUUGCAGGAACGCCUUGCAAACAGUAAGGAGCAAGAAAUAGAACGCGCUAUUGGUGAGAUCAAGAAAAUUUCCUGGUAUCGUCUUGAAGAACUGGUUCAGAAUAGUAAUCUCGUUGCAAAACUUUAA
Patiria miniata (bat star) is the source of this 498-nucleotide messenger RNA. Its product is annotated as 2-oxo-4-hydroxy-4-carboxy-5-ureidoimidazoline decarboxylase-like. Gene Ontology annotation, molecular function: carboxy-lyase activity. The coding region runs from base 1 to 498 and encodes 165 amino acids. The transcript has 2 exons. Gene Ontology annotation, biological process: allantoin metabolic process. Lineage: Eukaryota; Metazoa; Echinodermata; Asteroidea; Valvatida; Asterinidae. The record is from RefSeq and is a predicted model, not a curated record.